Messenger RNA from Galleria mellonella (greater wax moth), 11269 nucleotides. RefSeq lists its product as uncharacterized. Bases 463 to 7824 code for a protein of 2453 amino acids. The transcript has 13 exons. NCBI's taxonomy places the organism in Eukaryota, Metazoa, Arthropoda, Insecta, Lepidoptera, Pyralidae. The record is from RefSeq and is a predicted model, not a curated record.
UUUUAGCACAUGUCGAAAAGCAUAUUUAUUACUCUUUUACAAGCUAAAAGCUCAAGUGGAGCGAUCUAUGGGCUUCUUGCAGUUUACCAACACGACAAUGGCCGAAUUGUCUGUAUAGGAUAUUUUUUAUUGGCUCAUACAUCCCAACCUGCCAUGUCUUUGGUUUUAAAAAUGGCGUAUACAAGCUUUUUGUUUGCCGGUUUACGCUGUUGAAUACUUUUCAAGAGCUCGCGCGUACUCGUACGAGACGUAAACGUCGUGAAUAUGAAAUUAAAGUACAUCUGUAGGUAUAUAAUCAACAUUGUGGACCCCGUGAACAAAUUUUUGUAGCGUUAUGGUGAAUUAGAAUGGUGCCCGUGGCUUGUCAAUCUCGCACGUCGUCAGGUUACCUAUUCGUAACGUAAAUAUCACCUAGCGAGCGUUUUAUAUUUCAGAUAUGACAGCGUCGCAAAAUAGUAGAUAAUGGAGAGUUCAGAAGAUGAUGCGGGCACCGCGACGAGCGCUUCCCGCCGUGCAUCGGCGCGGGAAAAGAACGUUGGAAAGGCAGAGGAGGGCAAUGCAACUAGUAGUUUGCUGCAGGAAACAUCUGAAGUUCGAACAUCGUGUCAAACGCCCGCGAUGUCGGAAGAAAACUUCGACGGCGACAGCGUACCAUCGCCGUCGUCACACGACGUCAACACUAGUACAGAGGCCAUUCUUGACAUGAUCGAUGAGUUUGUCGACGGUCCCGGUGCUCCAAAACGAUUACCGCACUCGUUAGACGCCAAUGUCGACUCUGAAAGUGGUGGUGGCAGUUCAGAUGUACCUAAAUUGCCUGAGACCGCCCCUCAGGACGACACACCACAGGUCCCGGCAGAACAUCCUGCCACAAGUGCCAAAAGUGAACAGGAGCCCCAAAAAAGUGUUAUAGGUGCACCAGUAGUACCAGAGUGUACAUCUCAAAGUGACAGUUGUGUUUCUGCAAGUGAUUUAAAAACUGUUAGUGUUGAUCCCCCCCAAUCAUGUUCAUCUGUAGGUGAGGGUGUAGUGUUGGCUGAAUCAACAUUGUCAGAGACUCUUGUGAAACCUAGUGACAACUCUGAGGUGUCAAGUGAGUGCCCGCCCUUAAAUAUUCCUUCCAGCAGUGUAGUAGAGACUGUACAAAGCGUUUUUGACGUUAAUGAGUGUCAAACACAAGAGCGGAUAAUGAAAUGUGUGUCAUCCAGUGAUAAUCGGGACAAUGUAACUGUAGAAAGUGCUGAAUCAACAUCAAGUGACAGUAAGUUGGUAGGUGUUGAGUCUGCAACAAGGUCACCAUUGAGACGUCGUCUUGUACGACCAGCACCUAGUGACCGUCGACCAGACUCAACAGUUUCAUCUACAGUGGACAUUCACACUUCGGAACAAAUACAUAGUGAUCAUGUAACUAAAGAUGUCUCGAGUUCAUCGGAUGCUGUGCCUCCUGUACAUGGUAAUGUUAAGCUUGAAGAGAUUAGAAAUGUAAGUGAAAUUAGUGUCUGCAAAGCAGAAACGUCUAUGAGUCCUCCUAAAAAAAUUAAAUUAAUUAGACAGAAACAUACACCUGGUACAAGUUAUAAGGAUAAUAUACAGGAUAAACAAGAUUUAUUACAUGAUCAACAGCAGUGUCAGUCAACAUCUCAAGAUAAUAUAGUGACUGCACAUUCUGAACCCCAAGUUGAAUCUUUAAGUUGUACUAGUGAAACAAACUCACAGUUAGAUGUUAAUAUUGAAUGUAAAGAUAUUGGUAAUAAUGAAAUUUCUGUCCAAAUGUCAUCAUCAUCUGAUGAGUGUAGUUCGAAACAAGAACCUGUAAAAAGUCAAAUUGUCACUAAAUGUACUUCUGAAAUACCUUUAAAAGAAAAUAUUGAAAGUACACAUCAAAAUGAAAGUCAACUAGAUUCUACAUGCAUAUCCAAUUUACCUGAAUGUUCAGUUUCAAAAGUAGAUACCACUCAUAUGGAUGUAUUUAGUAAUAGUAGCAAAUGUGAUGAAAGUUUAUCUGAACAGUCGGAUCUGUCUACAAAACAGGUUCCUAAAAUAACUAUCAAAUUGGGUAACAAACCUUCAGAUGAAACAAAAUCAUCAAUACCCAAAGUUACAAUAAAACCAAUAAAACCACCUGCAGAUGAUGCAAGUGAAUCAAAUGAACAAAUACCAAGCAUUACUAAACUAAAUAUUAAGCCUAUUCCAAAACCAUCAGAUAAUAUGGAGGAUCAUUCCAUAAGAACCACGGACAGUGAUAACAAGGUGGAUAAUGAGGAACAAAUACCACUUGUGACCAAAAUAAAUAUAAAACCUAUACCAAAACCACCUGAAAAAAUAAAUGAUGUGCACAGAAAAUCAAGUAGUAGUGAAAUAUCAGAGUCUGAAAAUUCAGAGAAUGAUGAAAGUGCUAGUACAUCUGACCAAGCAUCAGCAUCAGAUCAGGGAUCAUCAAAUGUUAUUCCAAAAGUAACUAUUAAGCUUGGAAAACCUGGCACCCAAAGUGAAGGAAAGUUUUAUACUGAAAAAAAUACUCCAAAACGUACUGUAAAAACUAUACAACACAGUGAAAAAGAGGAUACAGAAUCUAGUUCAUCUGUUUCUAAACUAAAAUUGGUUGUUACCCAAUCUGAAGAGAAACAAAUAGAAAAAAUCCCAAAGUUGACAAUCAAGACAGUAACAAAAUGUGAAAGUCAACCAUUAAGUCCUAAACUGACAAUAAAACCAUUGAAGCCUCCAGAUAAUAUCAAUAAAGAUAGUCCAGUUGAUUUUUCUGACACACAUCAGAUACCUAAACUUAAGAUAUCAACAGAAUCUUUUUCUUCAAGUACAGAAAUAAAAGAAAAUACACAUGUGCCUAAAAUUACUAUAAAACCUGUCACAAGAACUGAUAUAGAUAAUAAAAUACUCAAAAAAUCAACAGUUGUUAGCAACAGUCCUGAACAUAUCCCUGUUGUUACAAAAUUAAAUAUUAAACCUAUUUUGAAACCAUCAGAGAACACAGAAACGUUAGAAAUUUCAGAAGAAAGAGUUCCUGUAGUUUCAAAAUUGAAUAUAAAACCUAUUGUUAAGCCUAAAGAUGAAGAAAUAAAUUGUAGUUUAGAAGAUAUUCCUAAAAUAAAAAAAUUAAAUAUAAAACCCUUAAAAAUUCCUGAAGGGAGUUCUUCAGAUGAAAAAAUCUGUGAUGAUUUGAAUGCUGUCAUUGAUGAAAGUAAUAUACCUAUGGUUACUAAACUUAAUAUUAAACCAAUAGUUAAACCUCUUGAUGAAGAUACAAUAAAAGAUUCUGAAAAUCAGUCAUCUGAGACUGGGAAUUCAAGUGAUGAAAAUACUGAUCAUAUACCGGUUAUAACAAAAUUAAAUAUAAAGCCAAUUGUAAAACCAAAUGACUUAGAAGAGAUUGCUAGAUCUAAAUCAUCAAAUGAUGAAAUUAUUCCUGUAGUGACUAAGUUAAAUAUAAAGCCUUUAGUUAAACCAGAAGAGAGCACAUCUCCAUUGUCACCUAAAAAAGACAGUUUAAAAGCAAGUACAUCCCCAUUGUCACCUAAAAAAGAUGCUUUUAAAACAGAUGUUAGAAGUUCUACUAUUCCUGUGAUUACAAAAUUAAACAUAAAACCUGUGAUGAAACCGGAAGACCUAGAACUACAAAAAUUAAGGGAUGAGAAUCUUGAUAAAUUAGUCAAAAAUCCACCACUGCUUAUGAAAAUCAAUAUGAAAGUGGUGGCUGAUCCAUCAAGCAGUGACACCACAAACAUUGAUAAAAAAAUUAAUAAUAUUGAUGAUAGCAGUGAACAUACAUAUAAUAAUAUUGCUGAAAGUGUACCUAUAGUGAAAAAAUUAAAUAUAAAACCUGUAGUGAAAAUUGAAACAAAUGAAAUAGAAGAAACUCCUAUGGACAAUUUAGAAGUGGAUAAGCUAGAUAAUAAAGUUGAUGAUGACGAGAUAAGAAUAGUUAAAAAGGAUGUUAAAGAAAAUACUUCUUUAGAAAACUCUCUUGAACACAAUUGUGUUCCAGAAAAAGAAGGGAAAAAUGUUAUAGAUCAGUGUAAGGUACUUCACAAUGAGCAACCAACCUCUAGAAUAACGACAGAAGUAACUCAAGCUGGUAUUUCAGAGGGAUCUAUAUCUACUGAAGUAGCUCCUUUGUCACUAGAGUUAACAAAUGUUGUCAACAGUAUUUCAAAACAUAGUUCUGUAGAAAAUUUGAAAUCAAAUAUACCAGUAACAAUUCAGAAGUCUGAAACAGAUGAUCUAAGUAAAGUAGUAAAUAAAACUGUGAAGGACAAUGCCACAGAAAUGCCCAAUACAGAAAUAACAAGUUUUAAAAAUAAACAACAGUUUCCAUCUGUACAAAAUUGUACUUUAUUAAAAAAGCUGCUGGAAAGUACUGAUGAUAGUCUAGAUAAAAGACUUGAAGAACCUCUACAGAGUAAUUAUUCUUCUGCACCUUCAGUAGUUUGUAAGGAUACAGUAAAUUGUGAACAGGUUGAUUGUGAUGUUAACACAGAACUUAACUCUAAUAUUAGCCAUAACAUGACAGAAAAUAGAACAAGCCCAAGUUCUGAAUUAAUAAGUGACAAUAGUGAUAAUGUGGGAGCUAUAAAAAUUCGGUCAAUCCAGGAUUUAUGCAAAGAAGCAAAUGAUGAUUUAAAAAAUCCUUUGGAAAUUAAUGUAUCUGAAAAGAUUAUUAGUCAAAGUUCAGGACAAGAUUCACCACGGAUAAUUUUGAAAAUAAAUAAGACUGAUCAUGGACCUUCAGCUAAAAUAGUCACUGAAGAUAUAGUAAGUAGAUCUGAGACAAUUCAACAACAGAACUAUUCCUCAGACAAUACUCAAGAAAAUAUUAAUGAUAAACAAAGUCCAAAAAAGAAUAUUGUCAAUAGUAGAAGAAAACAAACGUUAGAAGUAUCACAGAGCGCACCUAUGGGUAAAAGGCUCCGGAGUUCGAGGGUUGUAGAAAAUAUGGAUAAAACUACCAUAGUAAGACGAAAUGUUGGGAAAAGGCCAUCUACAACAGAUUCCAGUCCACCACUCAACAAAGAGCCAGAACUGUCUGUACUUGAGACAAAAAGGUUAAAACUUGGCCAACUUUUGUCCAAUAAAUCUUUAACAAUUACACCUGUAAAAACUACUCAAACAUCACCAACCAACAAAACUUUAGAUAAUAAACAAACAGUCAGGACUGCCAACCAUUCACUUUUGAACAAUGAAAAUUGUUCUAAAAAUGGCAAUUCAAAAUUACAUAACAUAUUAUCAAAUUUACAAGCCAAACAGAUGCAAGCUGUACCCCUCAAUGAUAUUAAUUGCUCAGAAAAAAGUCAAACUUCUGAAGUGGAUUCUAAUAUUUCGACUGGAAGUUCAGAUGUGGUAGAAAUUGGAAGAAUUGAUAACUGUCAUCCAGAUGUUCAGGAGAUGAUGAUCAAUGAAAGUUUUGAUUUGAAUAUUCCUGGCGACGAUAUGUCACAGGAUCCACUAGAAAUGGACAUCUCUAAAAGUCUAGAUAAUGCAAACGAGAAUGUAAGCAUUCCUCAGCCGUUACAGAUGACGCCGCAGCCGAAAAAGCGCGGUCGACCGCGUAAACUGCCAGUAUCGGAAGGCGCCAAACCUGUUACGUUGCCUACUCCUGCGUUAGAGGAGCGACCCCAGCGGUCCUUGCGCUUGUCGAGAGAUCGGCCUGCGAUACUAACGAAGCCACGGGGCGGCCGGGGCAGAGGCCGAGGACGAGGCCGGCUCGUGCGGCCCGACGCAGUCCCGGGCGCAGAGGCCGAGCCGGAGCCCGAGCCGGUGGCGGGCACCGUCACCGUCACCGUGCCCUUGCCCGCGCCCGACCCUGAAGACUCCGAGCCGAUAGACCCCACCAGCUCGCGGAUUAAGCUGCCGCGCAUGACGGAGGCACUCGACAAGAUGCCCUCGUCGUGCUCCACGCCUCUGUCGAGCCGCCGCCGUAGCUCCGCCACGGAUAUGAAGUUGUUCGGGGAGACGCACGAGCUGAAGGUCGUACUGGACACGUUGCCCAAGCUGGAGGAGCCGUACAAGUCCCCGGAGGCGAGUAGCGGUGGCCGCGGUAGCCGAGGCCGCGGUCGUGGCUCGCGAGGACUGCGGGGGCCGCGGGGUCGGGGCCGCGGCCGCGGCGGCGGCAGGGGCGCCAUGUAUAUGAAGGAAACACUGGGUAUAUAUGGGCGGGUAUGUGGCCCGGCCACGACCACUGUCCAGCUAUUUGAAGAGGAGACGUGUAUGAUGGACGACAACGCCACGCCCGCCAAGCCUUCACAUUUGCUCGAUGAGGAUUCACAGAGUUCAGUCAAGAGUUCAACAAACGAGAGCAGCAAAAUGAAGAAGUCCAAGUUUGCUGAUUUGUUUGAUAGUAAUAAAGUGUGGACGGCCGCCGAUGUGAAAGAGUAUAUGUGGCCUGAUCCCGAAAAAGCCAAUGAGGAACCACAGGUGAUGAUGAUCCAAGAGCAGGUGGCAAUGUUCCUGGGCGUGAAGAGCUUCAAGCGGCGCUACCCGGAACUGAAGCGGCGGACCAUCGUCGGCGACGAGCGGGAGUACGUGCUCGCCAGGGGACUCGUCACCGACGCGCUCUGCGAUCUCGGUAUAACGGCCGUGGAUGCCAGUGAGGUGCUAGACAUAAUGCUGUCCGAUUACCCUCACAAGUAUGAGGAGUAUCGGUCCCACCAGCGGGAGAAGCAGUUGACCAAUACUGAGUUGCUAGUUGAAGAUGUCAAGAAAGAAAGUACAGAAGAGAAGUCUGAGAAGGUGGAUGUAAAAAUAGAAUCGAAACCGGCCGAGAAACCUGAACCACCUAAAGUCGAUCCUGAGAAGACGAGACAGGACAUGGCGGCGGCGGCGAUAGCGUCGGCGAGCGAGUGGAACGCGCGGCUGAACGCGCUGCGGCGGCCCGCGUGCGCCGACCUGCAGUCGCUGGCCGUGCAGCGCCGCCGCCCGCCGCCGGCAGCGCCACCUGUCGUGCGCGUGCGUCCGCCCGCCGGCUUCUACCCGCACGCACUGCUGCCCGGCCAGUACCAGCACUCGUACAGGGUCUACACGCCGGACCAGUUGCGGUACUUCCCGCUGAACACGGCGCUGUCCGCGCCGCCGCCGCCGGCGCCGGCCGCCGGCAGCCGCGCGGCGGCCGCCAGCUCCGACGACGACGGCGACUGGCCCGAGCGCAGCUCCAGCGACGACUCGGACUCGCGUCCGCAGCCGCAUCACGCGCAUCACGCCGCCAAGCGGAAAAAACUAACGAAGGUGAAGCGAAGCAGUCAAAUAGACAGCAAAGACAAGGAAAAAGAGGUAUCGGUGAAGGAGGAGGCGCGCGAGGACGAGGAGACGUGCCGCGUGUGCAAGCUGCGGCUCGAGGCCAACCGCAAGUACACGCACGAGAGGUUCCUCGUCUGCGCCACAUGUAAUUCUAAACAACACGCGGCAUGCGUGCAACUGGCCGCCGCUAGCGCGCGCCGCGCCCGCGAGUAUGCGUGGCAGUGCCAGAGCUGCAAGGUGUGCGGCGUGUGUGGUCGACCCGCUGUUCCCUCAGCCGCCGCGGACACCCCUCUCGUGUGCUGCGAGCUGUGCGAUCGUUCUUACCACGCGACCUGCAUCGGCCGCGACGCGCCGCCCUCAGGACGGUGGCACUGUUCCGAGUGCGCCAUCUGUAAGUCGUGCGGCGCGCGGGACCCGGCGGGCGCGGGGGCGGCGGCGGCGGCGGGCGCGGGCGCGGGCGCGGGCGCGGAAGCGGAGUGGCACCACCAGACGCGGCGCGGGCCGGGCGGACACAAGCUGUACUCGCACUCGCUGUGCACGCCCUGCGCCAGUAAAUCCAAGAGGGGCCACGUCAAAACGUGAACACGUUUAGAUCCAUAAAGAAGAAUAUAUAGCGAUGGACGCAGAUGAAAAGUACAAACUUUUUACAAAGUCUUUUCGAUGAUUUAUGUGUCAUUUGUUUAAGUAAUUGGUCUUGGUAGUAAUUGUACACUCACGUCAUCUCAUAUGCGUGUUCUAUGUGGACUAACACGAGCUGAUCAUUGUGUCUCGACGUCUGCCUUCACUCUGUCGACAUCCGCUUUGUCUCUGGUAUCUCGUAGCAUUUUGGCCCCCGCAGAAUGUUUACUCUAUGCCCCAAAGCGUUCUUACUCAGCACACCCCCUUAACGAUAAGUUGCAUGCUACCAUAUCCCAUGAUAAUGUAAGUCUUUUUUAUCCUACACCUAUGUGAUGGCUGUUUGCUCAAAUGUCUUCGACUAAUACUAAAUAUAUUAAUUUGUAACCGAACUGUGAAUGUUGUGAGCAAACAAUCUUCAUUAGAACAGAACAGCAAAGUGGACAGUGAGCCUUCACUGCUCGGGUUGAGGGCUUUCUUCUCAGUAACUCUGUCGAAGUAAUUCUACAGCACCAAUAUGUAUUAUAAACAGCACCGGCUAUUGCCCUGUAUUUCCGUAUAACCAAACUUUACUGUUCCUCUUUUGAUAAUUUUAUUCAUAUACUUGAUUAAUUUAAACUAAUUCAAUACAUUUAGAUAGUUGGUAUUACUCAAUUAAUAUCGAAAGGGGCUGGAAUACUCGCGCUAUUGCAUUUUUUGUUACCGAGUCUAUUUUGUUUUCUUUUUUUUAUGCAACUUUUAAUGGCAAACAAGCUGACGGCCCACCUGAUGGAAAGCGAUAACCGUCACCUAUAGACAUGAACAGUACCAUGGACAUAACAGAGUAUACUGUUCGCCCAUGAUACCCCCCAUGUGUUGCCAUUCCUGAGGACUCAGGUGUUAUUUCUCUAUAUGUGUAUUAUUUUUAAUGAUAUAACGAUAGUAAAUAGUGACAUUAGAUAUUUUAUUUUAAACUUUUUUUUUUUACAUCAAAUAAAUUGUUUAACAAGAAUAUUAUCAAUUUGGUAACAGACUAGAGGUUGUAGAAAUCGUAUGAAAAUUUCAUUAAUUCGAGAUAUAUUUUUUUUCUUUAAUGACCUUUACUAUAUUUACAGUUUUUUUUUAGUUUUUAUUGUUCCAAUGUUAUUCAAGCUAGCUAUACUACUAAGGAUUGGUCAGUAAAGUGCAUUUAACGAAUUGUACUAUAUAAGGAAAUAAAGAAAUUUACUGCUACAUUUUUUUUUCGAAAAGUCGUGUUAAAGUGUUUCAAAAAUGGACAUAACUAGGCCACUCCGCCAAUAAGUAUAUUAAAUCUUUUAACGUGCCCAAUAUAAACUAUGUACAAUAAAGAUUUUACAAAACAAUACAAUAAAAAUGAAUGUAUAACAAUAGAGACAUUCCAGCCCCUGAGAGAUCGUGUAAUAAGUUUUAAUACCUUGGGUACUUUGCUUUUUGUUCCGAUCACGGAUUUGUCGCCUCAAUGUACCAUCAAUGACGAUCGAUGUCGACAUCAUUCAUCAUUGGAGUUUAUAUCCGAGACUAACCAUAACCCAUCGCCACAUCUUAUGACUAACACGGACGUAAUACAACGAUAUUGUUUCCAAAUGCGUUCACUAACAUUAUAUGUCUUAUUACUUGUCUUCUGGCUCAAAUAUACACAUGUUAUUGUAUAAAACAUACAAUUACUUUUUUUUAAUAAAACGAGAUAGCAAUAUUAAAUACUUUGUUGUUAUGCGUGCUGUAGCGUAAACAUUUAUACAAAUUGAUGACACACACAUAGAAAACUUAUUUUUUUAUACUUUUGUCUAGAGAAGUUACACACAUGUAACUCAAAUAAGAUAUAUUUCACUGGAAUAGGUAUUAUUUUGCGGAAGUUCAUCACCGGUUAUUUGUUUAAGUCAUUAAAGCAAUGUAAUUCUAAUAAAAUAACAAGUCAAAUGGAUAUUUUAUAUAAAAAUGAGAUUUUUCCGGAUAUAUAGCUACUUAAAUUAUGAUAAUAUGGGACUAACACGGGAGUGAAACCUUAUCGAAAUUAAUAAAGUCGCUUCAGAACUAGUGAAUAUUUGCAAAAAGAAUCGUUAUAGAUUGUAGGUGUUUUCUUUUUUGAAGUCCCUUAACUAUAUACAUAUAUAAACAAAUUAAUAUACAGGGUAUGAAAAGGUAAAUUAAUUUAAAAUAAAAUAACUGACUUAGCUUUCCUUCCAAAGGUCAUUAGUCGCAAUUCUACUAGUACCUCCUACUAGUUUAAUAGUGGUAAUUAUGAAAACUUCUGAGUGUUUGUUUUACAUUAACACUUGAAUAGUGGAAGAGAAUCGAAUGAAAUAUACAUAGAUAAAUACAGGAUUAUUAUUAUUUGAUACGUCAAUUUUAAAAAAUCUGGCCUAAAAUGACAAUUUGAUUUAAUCACAUUAUAUUAUUAAAAACUCUAAUUCUAGUGCAUAGUUAUCAUCAAAAAGCAUAAAAAAACAAACAAUUAAUAAAUUUUUAUAAUUGUAUAUUUGGUUUUUUUUUUUAAUAAAUUUUCUAUUCAUGCCAAUUUUCAAAAAAUUCAAGCCAGUAUUGAUUUUUUUUUUUUGUUAUUUUCCCAGCAGCCAUCAAUCGAUAUUAGCACUGAUAUAUUCCGAGUUUAAACGUAGCUACAAAUAAAUGGCGAGUAAACACAGGACGAGAUAACUCGUAGUUGGUGUCCUAGAAAAGAACGCACUCUGCCGAGUUAUCUCGUAGUUGGCAGUCAACAUGUUAAAAUUAUGUUUGUGUCACUUCAUAGGAAAUAUUUUUAUAUUUUUCAAUUGCAUGCAAGAUGAAAGAAUUAAUAUAUUUUGUUUAUUCUUUCAUAAGUCAUCAUCUUUCACACUUUCAAAAGUUAUCAAAAAUAUUUUCAUAUAUAAGGAAAGUUCACUAUUAUAUAUAAUGCAGUUAGAUUUCGGAUUGUUGUACCUUUUUUGUUACACAUUGAGUAAACCCUUAGAUCAUAUAACAUUAUUAUAAUAUUAUAUGACGAAAUACACAAUAUACUUAAAAUAAAUAAAAAUAACUUAAAUUUGUUUUUCUUCAUAUCCAUGUAUAUCAAUAAUUUAUUCAAAUGUUAUAUAAACUAUAGGUAAUAUCGAAAAUAUUAAUAUCUUUUUAAAGGAGUUUCUACAAGUAAAUUUAAACUUUUUUUUUAACACGUAGAAUUAGACAUACAUAUUCGUGUAACAUUUUACAUAUAUUGCAUUAUUUUCUCCACACAUUUAUACACAUACACACACACACACACACAGGAGCCUAGAAGAGAAGUAAUAACGUAUAAGGUGUGAGACCGGGACGGGACGGGACGUGAGUAGAGCGAGACCGUCCGCCGUGCAGUGUCUCGUUUUGAUUACUAAUAGCGUGUUUCUGUGUUCCGGUGCUUGUGCGCGUACGGUCCGUAUGUGUGUGUGCGUACGUACGU